AUGGCGACCCCAAAUGGCACAGAAGCAACCCAAAACCCAACCCAAGAGCCAAGCUCCCAAAUACCGGAAAUGGAGCCUUUACUCGGAGGUCCCAGAGCUGCUGGAGCAUUGCAACGCGACGAUUCCCCAAUCUUUGCUAACCUCUACAUCGGGACGGCAUUUCUUGCACAACUCGGUGCCGUCGUCCUCUUCACCGUAAUCUGGGCCUUCAUACUCCGUCGUCCCUGGAUCGCUUUCUCCGGUCAUCCUCUAGCCCAAUCUCUGUUGCUGGUCACAGUGAUCCAAGCCAUCCUCAUCUUACAGCCAACGCACACCCCCGAUCAGAAACGCACCGGCGCGCGUAUCCACGCCGCUCUCCAUCUCAUCUCCUUCCUCUCCCUCAUCACCGGCAUCACCGUCAUCGAAUACAACAAGCACGUCAACAAACUCCCGCACUUCCACUCCGCGCACGCCUACAUUGGCGCCGUUACUGCAGUGUUGCUUCUCCUGCAGUACGCCGUGGGUUUCACCAUGUGGGCGACGCCUUCGCUUUACGGCUCCGAGGAGCGUGCGAGGUCUAUCUGGAAGUAUCAUCGGUGGAGCGGAUAUCUCUCGCUCGUGCUGCUUCUGGUGACGGUGGCGAGUGCUACUGGUGUUCCGUUCGUUGGGGAGGAUAUCGGGAUUAAGUUCUGGUGGGUGUUUGGGUUGUCGGUCCUUAUUCUGUUGGGGGUCAUUCCUAGAGUUCACCUGUGGAAGUUGCUUGGACAGCGUCGCCGCUACUGA
Scedosporium apiospermum is the source of this 762-nucleotide messenger RNA. RefSeq lists its product as uncharacterized. The coding region runs from base 1 to 762 and encodes 253 amino acids. Gene Ontology annotation, molecular function: transmembrane monodehydroascorbate reductase activity. The transcript has 2 exons. Lineage: Eukaryota; Fungi; Ascomycota; Sordariomycetes; Microascales; Microascaceae. The record is from RefSeq and is a predicted model, not a curated record.